AUGUUUAAAUGAACUUGGGUGAGAAGCAGAGAACAUUCUCUGUAAUAAGUGAAAAUAGUUCUAGAUGGAGCAAAGUUUUGAUUGGUUUUUCUUUCAUCGCAUUUCCUAAGAAAUUGCGACCAAGGAAGUGGUGUGGCUGAAAUAAAGAAAGAAAAAUACAAUACGAAGACAAAAAUUCAAUAUUUCAAUAGAAGAAGACGUUUUCUCAAAACAUUAAAACUAUUCGAGAAAAAGAACUAUUAUCCAUUUAGCAUAUUUGUAGCAGCUGGAGCGAUAUUGACCAAAAACAGUUUGCUAUCAUUCUGCAGCAUCUCAAAUAAGGGUAACAAAAACAACAGCUGUCUUAACGAUAAAAGUAGCGGCUGCUAGCUUAAAGACCAUUGAAAUGAACACAAAGGCUGACGUCAACAGGCGAGUUCUGGCUAUACAAGCCAAGAAGAAACGGCAUAAGCCCAACAAGAAGCGUGGUAAACAGAAUGGCGUGGCUGGUGGUUCCGGUAGUGGUGUUGGUCAGACACCGGGAAAUUCUAAUAAUAGCAACGCAAGUGGUGCUCCACCAACAUCUCCUAUUUCGCCUGAAGGUGAAAUCACUGCGAAAAUGUCUAAAUCAUUUAGUGGAGCCCCAUCCACAAGUGGCACAGGUUCAUUAGCUACUAAUACGCCAGCUACAGGGUCUACCAAUAACUUAGACGAUAGUGCACACCUGAGAAGUUCGGUGAAUAACGUCAGUGGUGGCGGUGGCGGUGGCGCUAGUGGAGGAGGUAAAAAGUACUCUUCUAACUAUCAGCAGCAGUUGUUGCCGCAGCAGCAACAACAGCAACAGCAAAAAUGUAUGAACAAUUUCCAUGUGCAGCAACAGUUUCAGAAUAUACAACAGCAUCAAUAUGACGAUCCUCAGAAUCAACAACAGCAACAGCAACAAUACCAAUACCCGCCACGCAGUUCAUCGAACGAUUCGGAAGAUUCCGAAUUGAAUAGUGAAAAUGAGGAGCAAGAAUUGAAGGAAGACUACUGCAAAGGGGGCUAUCAUCCUGUGAAUAUUGGCGACUUGUUUCAAGGACGUUAUCAUGUUGUUCGUAAAUUAGGAUGGGGCCAUUUCUCCACCGUAUGGCUGUGCUGGGAUUUGCAGGAGAAACGUUACGUGGCCAUAAAAAUUGUAAAAUCAGCUCAUCAUUUUGCCGAGACGGCGAAAGACGAAAUUAAGAUACUCAAAUCGGUGCGCGAUUCGGAACCAAGCAAUCCGCGUCGCCAGAAGACUGUGCAGCUGCUAGAUGACUUCAAGAUCACUGGCGUAAAUGGCACACACAUUUGCAUGGUGUUCGAGGUGCUUGGCGACAAUUUGCUAAAACUUAUACGUAAAUCCAAUUACCGCGGCAUACCCAUUGAAAAUGUUAAGUCGAUCACACGCCAAGUUUUGGAGGGUCUGGACUACUUGCACUCCUGUUGCAAGAUUAUUCACACCGACAUUAAGCCGGAGAAUGUGCUGCUUUGUGUCGAUGAACAGUAUGUGCGUUCGUUGGCUAACGAAGCUACCGAACUGUAUGUCAUGAAUUAUAAAAUGUUCCCAUCGUUUGUUAGUCGGGCUCCCAAAGAAUAUCGCGAACCGCAAAUUACCGGCAAGAUGAGUAAAAACAAGAAAAAGAAACUAAAGAAAAAGGCAAAAAAACGUUUGGAGUUGUUUAAAAAGCAAUGGGAUUACCUGGAACAGAGUGGCGGUGGCGUACCGGAGGGCGGGGAAGCGCCAGUAGCGGCUGAUGAUGGAACCUUGUUGCUCAAUGAUGGCUUUGGCGAUGGCAACAAUGAGCAGCGUGCGCGCUUGAAAGGCGGUAAAUUGGUUAAUGGCGAUGUCACUGACCCAGACGACGGUCAUGAUGAUGAUGAAGAUGGCGAUGACGAAGAUGCAGAACAUGUCAUUGCAGAAGACAAUGACGCAGAUGGCGAUGCAGAUGACGACGAUGAAGAGGAACAGCUGCUAGGCCGCGUCAGCAACAACUCAAAUACGAAUUCGCCACGAAAACAGCAUAAGCAGACGGCUGUUCACAAUGCAACCGAACAAGUCAUCACAAACAGCAUUCCUGGCGAGAAGAAGAAAAAAAAGAAGAAAAAUAAGAAAAACUUAGGGCAACAGCAACAACAUCAAAAGGAAAAAGAAAACCAACAACAGCAAAAUGAUAACAAAUCAUCAUCGAGCAGUGAUAGCCACACCAUUAAAGACGAGUUGAAUGACUCAGGUAGCUCUUCGCCGACCCUCAAAGGACAAUCAGCAAACAAGAAAAACGCAGCGACUAAAAAUGCCUCCGCAAAGGCAUCGAAAAAGCAAAACAACAACAUAAAGAACAACAACAAUACCAACACGUCGAAUACGAAUCUUACACCUCACAUUAAACAAAAUGCCAAUAAUAAUGAGAAAAUUGUUAAUUGCACAGUGACAGCAGCUGCCCCACAGCAAUCCAAAUCCGAGCCGGUAAUAUAUGCGCCUGCAUUAGCUUCACCUCCGGCUGUAAAGCCAAUCCCUCGCAAGGAUCCCGCUCUGGAACCGUGCAAGUUCGAUGUUAAAAUCGCCGAUCUAGGCAAUGCCUGUUGGGUUGACAAACACUUUACUGAGGACAUACAGACUCGUCAGUAUCGCUCGUUAGAAGUAAUACUGGGUGCCGGCUAUGAUACAUCAGCGGAUAUUUGGAGUACCGCAUGUAUGGCUUUUGAGUUGGCCACUGGCGACUACCUAUUCGAGCCCCAUUCGGGCGAGAAUUACUCACGCGAUGAGGAUCACAUUGCACAUAUUAUCGAAUUAUUGGGUCCGAUACCCCAUAAUAUAAUCUUACGCGGGGCGUAUGCAUCGCAAGCAUUCAACCGUAAAGGUGAGCUGCGCAACAUCACCGGCUUGAAGCCAUGGGGUUUGGUGGACGUACUAUCGGAAAAGUACGAAUGGCCACGCGACGAUGCAGAGGCCUUUGCUGAUUUUCUCAUACCAAUGUUGGUAUUUGAUCGGACGAAGCGUGCAACGGCUGCGGAUUGCCUGAAGCAUCCGUGGCUGAGAUAAAAUACAAUGAUUUGCUGUUGCGCGCAUGCGCCAGCACCAAGCGUAACACCACCACCACCAGAGCCGGCAUUGCCCUCGCCGCUAGCGCCAUCUGCAACACUAAUUUCACUGUCCCUGUCGCCGUCACCAUCACCGUCAAAUGUGAUGCAUUCCACGCACCUAACUUCCCGCAAUGCCGGAAGUGGCAUGUUGGCGGUAGCGGCCAUGGCCGAACUGGAUGUGGUCCAGUGCACAUCGCUACGCAAACCAUUGGCGGCCACAAAAACCACUUCGCUGCCAUUGCCAUUACUGUCGCAUAAGCGCACCACGCGUUCGGUGUCGGGUGGUGCAGUGACACCCUCGUCGUCGGCGGCUGCUUCGGCAGUUGGCCAAACACUGUGCUGGCGCAACACGCUCCGGCGCAUGUUUCAGCGCAAGUGACGUUGGCUGCAGCGUGCGCGACGGCGACGCCAACGUGAGCGCGCACUUUGGCAUUGCCGUUGGCGUGGGCGUGGCAAGCGGCGUCGUGUGGUGGUGUUGGCGUUGGCGCACGCGCGCCAUUAUUGAUAGACGUUUAGAUUUGGAUUGAAUAUUUAUUAAAACAAAAAAAAACACUAAUAACAAUAAUAAUAAUUUAAAAUAUUAAAAAUAAUAUGAAAGAGGCGUAAAUUAGCAAACGAUGCACAUUAUAUGGAGUAAUAAGGACGUUUCGUAGGCGGUGUUGACGCAGUAGCCGAUGCAGCAUAACGGGCACAAUAGCAGAAAGAAAUUAAUCACAGCAGCAUAACAACAACAAAUUACAUAGAAGAAAAUAAAUCAAAAAGCAUGUCCUCUGGUAGUUUUUAUUUUUAUUUAUCAUUAUAAUGUUUUUAUUACUGUGCAAUUCGCUUCUAUAUAUACAUAAUUAUUUUACUUAUGAAACGGAAACCAGAAACAGAAGUAAACACUUUGUAUCUUAUUUAAUUUAAGACGAUUUGCUAUUAUUUUGCAAAUUAUUAAUAUUUUCUUAGAAGAGUGGUUGGCUAGAGCAUAGACCAUUGGACAAAUGGAGAUUCACAGGCAAUUUCGGACAAAAAUUAAACAAGAUAUCCAUUAUAUAAAAAACGCUUUGACGCAGAGAAAUACGGUGUUCGAUAAAUACUUGAUAUGCUUAUAAAUCGUUAUACAAAUCAAAGAAAAAUUAUUUUUGACGUACAUUUUUUUAUUUAAUCUUUGUUUUUAUUGAAAUUUUGUGCUGUUAUUCUUUAUCCAAGCGCUCUUAUUUUCAUUGUUGUUCACGUUUUUGUGAGAAAAGCAUUCCCUUUGGCUUCAAAAAUUGCAAUUGACUUUUUAAUAAGAUUCAUUAGGAGCUGAAAAUUUUUAAACAAUAAAUUUCUAUAUUAUAAAAUAUGCAAAAUUGUUAUCGCUAUUAUCAAUUGGAAACUUGUUUAAAAAACGGAGAGCAAUUUAAUAACGAAAGAUACGAGCAUUUACGAGGACGAGGUGGAUUCUUCAAACUCAUGUGUGCUAAAAAAGUACUAGAGAAUGAUUAAAUUAUUAACAUGAAAGUUUGAAAAAAAGCAAAUUACAAUUCGUUGGUUUUCAGGCACAAUGUUUUCAUUUGCAAGUAAUACAUUUAAAAUAUAAUGUACUAAGAAAUAAAUACAAUUUGUAAAAUGAAUAGAAAUUGUGUCAAAUUAUGGCAAACAAGUUUUUAGUUAACAUUCUACAAAAACUUACAAAAAUGUAAAAGUUGCAGUGAGUUUUGAAAAUGUAUUACUGUUUAUUUCGAAGUAUGACAUUUGUUUUGGUAAUCGUUAUAAUUCUCCAAAUCGUGAUACUAAAUAAAAAAAAUCAUAAGUUAAUUUGAAGACAAAAUAUACAAGAAUUUUGGUUUGAAAUGUAUUAACAAUUCCAGUAAAUGAGAAAACGAAAAUCGUGUAACUUGUUAUUAACAAUAAUUCCACAAGAUACGAAGCAUGAAAAUUAUGUAGUGCAAAAACACCGAACAUUUAUUUUUUUUGAACAGAAUCGAUCCACUCUAACUGAAUUUCUUACAAUUGACUAAGAAAUUUAAGAAUAACAAAAUUCUUUCGCUUUACUUUUUUUUUAAUUUUAUUUUGUGUAACCCGAACAAAAUCUUAAUGAGUGAACAUGUACGAAGAUGAGCGUCGUUCAAUAUUCAUGUGCAUAUUCUGAACAAAAACAACAGGAACCGGAAAACUGUUAACUGUUAAUCGUAAGCUUUAUGUGAAUUACUUUAUUUAAAAUUUACUGUAAUAUUAAAUGCAGAAUGAGUUAUACAUA
This is a messenger RNA of Bactrocera neohumeralis, 5305 nucleotides long. It is a transcript of the gene SRPK, whose product is annotated as SRSF protein kinase 3. The transcript is spliced from 4 exons. The record is from RefSeq and is a predicted model, not a curated record. Gene Ontology annotation, molecular function: ATP binding; protein kinase activity. The coding region runs from base 386 to 3040 and encodes 884 amino acids. Gene Ontology annotation, biological process: spliceosomal complex assembly; protein phosphorylation; regulation of mRNA processing. NCBI's taxonomy places the organism in Eukaryota, Metazoa, Arthropoda, Insecta, Diptera, Tephritidae.